Messenger RNA from Helianthus annuus (common sunflower), 1716 nucleotides. Its product is annotated as pyruvate dehydrogenase E1 component subunit alpha, mitochondrial. Gene Ontology annotation, cellular component: intracellular membrane-bounded organelle. The transcript is spliced from 9 exons. Gene Ontology annotation, molecular function: pyruvate dehydrogenase (acetyl-transferring) activity. NCBI's taxonomy places the organism in Eukaryota, Viridiplantae, Streptophyta, Magnoliopsida, Asterales, Asteraceae. Bases 89 to 1270 code for a protein of 393 amino acids. The record is from RefSeq and is a predicted model, not a curated record. Gene Ontology annotation, biological process: pyruvate decarboxylation to acetyl-CoA.
AAUCAUCAUUUUGUUCUCUUUAUUAUUCCUCUCCACCCCUCACCAACCCUAACAUUCCGAUCAAUUCACCGGCCCAACCACCGUUGUCAUGGCUCUAACUCGCCGGAGCUCCGGCCUCCUGAAGCCUCUCUCCGCCGCAUCCUCCGCAUCCUUCCUCCACCGCCGCCCGUUCUCUACCGACGACACCACCACAAUCACCGUCGAAACCAGCGUUCCGUUCACCGGCCACAACUGCGAACCUCCGUCGAGAUCCGUGGAUACGACUCCGAAAGAGCUCAUGAAGUUUUUUACGGAUAUGGCGGUUAUGCGCCGUAUGGAGAUCGCUGCGGAUUCUCUGUAUAAAUCGAAGCUGAUCCGAGGGUUUUGUCAUCUGUAUGACGGACAGGAAGCUGUUAGCAUAGGUAUGGAAGCUGCAAUCACGAAGCAGGAUUGCAUAAUCACUGCCUAUCGUGACCAUUGCCUCUUCCUAGGGCGCGGCGGGACGCUGUUGGAGAGUUUUGCUGAACUUAUGGGCCGGCAAGCGGGUUGCUCCAAUGGGAAAGGAGGUUCGAUGCAUUUUUAUAAGAAGGAAUCAUGUUUUUUUGGAGGACAUGGGAUUGUUGGAGCUCAGGUGCCGUUAGGGUGUGGAUUAGCGUUUGCUCAGAAGUAUAGGAAGGAAGAUCAUGUCACUUUUGCUAUGUAUGGUGAUGGUGCUGCUAACCAAGGGCAGCUUUUUGAAGCGCUGAAUAUGGCUGCUCUUUGGGACUUGCCUGCCAUUUUGGUGUGCGAAAACAAUCACUAUGGUAUGGGUACAGCAGAAUGGAGAGCUGCAAAGAGUCCUGCUUAUUACAAGCGUGGGGAUUAUGUUCCAGGAUUGAAGGUUGAUGGUAUGGAUGCCUUUGCUGUCAAACAAGCUUGUAAAUUUGCAAAGGAACAUGUUUUGAAGAAUGGACCUAUUAUUCUGGAAAUGGAUACUUACAGGUACCAUGGCCACUCUAUGUCCGAUCCUGGUAGCACCUACCGUACACGUGAUGAAAUUAGCGGUGUCAGACAGGAACGUGAUCCUAUUGAAAGAAUAAGGAAAUUGAUACUCGCUCAUGAUUUAGCCACCGAAAAGGAGCUAAAGGAUAUAGAGAAACAAGUUCGAAAAGAAGUAGAUGACGCUAUUGCUCAGGCGAAGGAAAGCCCGAUGCCAGCUGAAUCUGAACUCUUUACCAAUGUUUAUCGUAAAGGAUUCGGGGUUGAGUCAUUCGGGGCAGACAGGAAAGAACUCAGAGCUACACUUCCCUGAUUGCAAAUAUGAAACCAUAAUCAACAGUAUGUUUCUGUUCACUCCUGCUCUAUUCUGCUCUCCGCACACCAAACAAGAAUAACGAGAACAGAUAGACCCGACAAAUAACCUUUUAGCGCACGCUGUUUUGCUUUGAUUUAUGUUGUUUUCCGUCAAUUUCACGGCACAACCCAAAAGUUGACAUUCUUGGGUGAGAUGAUUCUUUUGGCCAGAAUCAGAUGCUUCUGAUUUUUGUGCUCCUGGAGUUUCAUACACUUUGACCCGUAAACCCAUUGACCCGUUGUUUUAGUUAAAGCUUGAAUUUGUGGGAUGUAUUUUCCCUUUCGUGGUCUAUUGAAAGCCUGUUGACAUUGAAUUGGUAUUUGGUAUUGUGUUUUGUGAUUUAUCAUAGGUUUGCGAAAAUGUUUAAAACUGUUUUAUGAGUAGGAAAUUGUAUGUUUACUUCA